This is a messenger RNA of Caenorhabditis auriculariae, 5457 nucleotides long. The record is from the annotation of a GenBank genome assembly. Lineage: Eukaryota; Metazoa; Nematoda; Chromadorea; Rhabditida; Rhabditidae.
AUGUCUCUCUCCAGGACGUCGUCACUUUUCGGCAAACGACAAACUUGUCAGUUCCUUGCUAGAUGCUACAGCAGUCAACAAGGUAGGAACAUCGCCGAAUUUUCAUAAUUUAAGUAUAAAUCUUCGUUUUUGAGAUGUCGAUUUGGUCGUUAUCGGCGGCGGUCCAGGAGGAUAUGUAGCUGCCAUCAAGGCCGCACAGUUGGGGAUGAAAGUAGGAAUAUAUUUUUUCGUUUAUCUUUGUUUAAAAUAUAAAUCUAGACUGUUUGCGUUGAAAAGAACGCAACACUUGGUGGAACUUGUUUGAAUGUCGGUUGUAUUCCUUCAAAGUCUCUACUUAACAAUUCUAAUUUUUUGCACAUGGCUCAGCACGAUUUUGCUAGCCGAGGUUUGUCUUUUCGUUUAUUUAAUAAUCGAAUAGGAAACUUUACAGGAAUCGAUUGCACAGCUUCAUUGAACCUUGACAAAAUGAUGGAAGCCAAGCGAGGAUCCGUCAAGGCUCUCACUGGCGGUUCGUUUUUUAUUUCGAAGCUUGAAGAUGAACAAGAAUUCAUAUAUUUCUUACUUCUGUCAGGCAGGAAAAGAUUCUUUUUUUCCGUUUUUGAAGUGUUCUUUUUCAAUUUCAAAUUAUUUUUAUAAUCUCAGAAUCUCUGCGGCAAGAAAGUUUCUUAGAUUUUUUUAGAUUUAAGGAUAUGUCGAUUCUAUAAUUUCAUGUUUUUCACUUCGCAAAAAAAUUUGUCACACGCAAAAAAAUUGGAAUAUUACUUUUUUUAAAAGUUUUUCUUUCAACAGUUCUUUUUGCGUGUUUUUUUCACGGAAUAAGUAUUUAGGAAUCGCUCAGCUUUUCAAGGCUAACAAGGUCGGACAUGUUGAGGGAUUUGCCAGCAUUACUGGGCCCAACCAGGUUGGUUUUUGAAUUUCAACAAGGUUUGCGUGAAACUAAAAAUAGAAAUAUAAUUUCAGGUUCAAGCCAAAAAGAGCGACGGCUCUGUUGAAACCAUCAAUACUCGCAACAUUCUCAUUGCUUCUGGAUCUGAGGUAGGAAUUUCAAAAUUACUCCAUUGUGAAAGUUUUUUCUUCGUUUUUCUUGUUAUUUGUUUUUACAAGCUGUCAAAGGUUAUGUUUUGUGUUAUAUAUACAUUUAUUGAAGACUUUUUUUCUUAAAAGUUUUUUUAUUUUUCCUAUGUAUAGUUUCAGUAAAGUUUACGUUUCUAACCGUUUUUUUAAGAAUUUUCUUGAAAUCUGGAAUUGGAGUUUUUUGAAUGUUUUUUUCAUAAUAAUUUUUCCAAGAAACUUUAUUCUUCCUUGUUAAAUCUGUUUUUAUCACUGUAGUUAUGUUACCAAUCCGGUUAUCAGGUUACUCCGUUCCCGGGAAUCGAAAUCGACGAAGAAAACAUCGUUUCCUCGACUGGAGCCCUUUCUCUGAAGGCCGUCCCCAAAAAGAUGGUCGUCAUUGGAGCUGGAGUCAUCGGAUUGGAAUUGGUUCGUUCUUUUUCCUUCUUUAUUUCUCUUCUUUGUUUGUCAAUGAUUUCAAUUCAUUUCGAACUUUAUUGAAUUGAAGCUUUUCUAAUUAUCGAAAUUUCUAAUUCUGUUUUUUUUUGUUGUUAAAAACGGUUUCUGUAGUAUAGUUGAAGUUAUUCCUCACAUAUCGAUUUCGCAACGAUUUCGUCCAUUUUUUCAAUGAAUUCAAUUUUUUUUACUAGUGUUAGAUUAAUUUAAAUAUAACGAAGUAUCGAUGAACCGGCGUUUAAUAAAAGAUCAUGUAUUCAAUAUUCAUUUUCGGUACAUUUUAACGAUGAUCAGCUAUUCUUUCUCUUCAUUUAUUUUUGACGUCAUCAAAAUAGAGUUUCUCUGAGAAGAACUUGGAGUUUUCAAAUCACUUAGUUCUCUGUUUUUCUAAAAUUUAACUUUUUAAUAAUCAGUUUCGAAAAAAAAAGUGUCUCAGGGAUCGGUUUGGCAACGUUUGGGAGCUGAAGUGACGGCCGUCGAGUACAUCGGAACGAUUGGAGGAAUGGGAAUCGACGGAGAAGUCGCCAAGAACUUCCAGAGAUCCCUCACCAAGCAGGGAUUCAAGUUCCUCCUCAACACCAAGGUGUCUUCAUUGAAUUUCUCUCAUUUCAGACUAAUUUCAGGUUCUCGGAGCCAAGAAGAACGGAUCGCAGAUCAGCGUUGAGGUCGAGGGAGCCAAGGACGGGAAGAAACAGACGGUGCCUUUUUCUAAUAAAAUCUUUGUAAUUGGAAGUUUGAAGGAAUCUGUUCAACAUGAAAUUCUGUCAUCGCACUUAUUUCGCGUUCUUUUUUCAGUUUUACAAAAGUUAUGGUGAAAAAAAUUUGCAAAUUUGCGUGAUUCGGUUAUUAAAGGAUAACUGAUGCACGUUCAAGGCCAAUCAAGUGCUUCUAUUUUUUCCACGAGAUAAUCUUGAUCUUUUUACGAACUUCACUCUUGGGUUCAUUUAUCGGUGAAAUACAACGAAUCUUGAACUUAUUCUGUAGAAUGUUUAGGAAUAAACUUCGAGUUAUAGUUUCCUCAUUAAUCUGUUCAGCUCGAAUGCGACGCCCUGCUGGUCUCUGUCGGACGUCGGCCCUACACGCAGGGACUCGGACUGGAAAAUGUGAAGAUCGAACUGGACAAGAGGGGAAGAAUCCCUGUUGAUGGACGUUUCCAAACCAAGGUACGUUUCUCAUUUUUCAUUCAGAAAGAGAAAAAAUUGGUUUCAUUCUUGAAAAAACUCUAAGAAACAUUCUGAAAAAUGUGCUCUACCACUACACCUGUUUAGGGUGGCCGGUCGUAUUGCGCUAAUUUAGAUAGAUUUUUCAGUAAUAAAACGAAAACUUGUGUACUUUUUGUGAUGUAACUUACCUUGUAACCUCGAGAGGCAGGCCCUUAACAAUUUGCAAAAAAGAAAGGAAAUUAGAAAUAAUUUCCUUUUUUUUUAAAAUGCUCCGAGUCUGACGGCGCAAUAUUGACCGGUCGCGGUAGCACUGUCUCAUACAUGCGUGCCACAUAUUCGAGUCAGAGAAGAAGUAACGCCUUUUUUUCAAAGCAACCGAAAUCCAAAUAUCGCAGAACAAGUCUGCACUUAACCUGUAAUGCCCUUCCCAAACUAGAAUCAAAACAAAAGUAUACGUCGAAUAAAAAGUUUCAUUGACCUUCCUAUGUUAUUUAGAUGUUGGCAGAGGGAAAUUGUAAAAAACAGGAAAUGAGUACACGGAAGACACCUGUCAUUAGAUAUCUAGGUUGGAAAAGUGGCAAAGAAGGGAGAAGUGUCAUUCCGAAUAAAGCAUUGAGAAAGGUAUAAUUUCCACUACAAAAAAUGAGGAGAAUCAGAAAAAAAAAAAACGGAGAAAGACAUAAUUUACAAUUUUAUUUGUAUCUUUCUUUGAGGAUUGUUCACGGUAAAGGUAUUAAGCUUCAUUAUACAUCCCUGUUUCAGAACGAUAGUUCCAAAGACCCUGAAAUUAUCAUACAUAAAGUUCUUAAAAAUGAAAUAACAACAAAAAGAUAUUAUUGUUCGCUUUAAAAAGAAUCAAAAGUUUUUGAGCAUUUUCAAAAAUGGAGACUUUUAUUGUUUUAGCAAGUUUUUUGCUUCUACUCUUAACUUUAGACAAGAUUCUCAGCUUCCGUCAAAUUAUGUGAAAAAAAUGUUUUAACAGAAAAACUUGAAAUAUUCGAAUGGAAUCAUGUUUUUGAAAGAAACCAGAAAACUUGCGUUUAGGUCCCAUCCAUCUUUGCCAUUGGUGACGUCAUCGAAGGACCCAUGCUCGCCCAUAAGGCUGAAGAUGAAGGUUUGAACAAAUGAAAGUCUUUCUUUUUCUCUUGAGUUUAUUGACCUUUUUUUCUCAAAAAAGGUGCUAAUCAAUCUAGAUACGAAUUAACCGGUUAAUGGGGUCAGGCCGUUCUUCCGAACUUUGAACUUGUUGAUCUGUUUGCGAGCUUUCUUGAAGGCCUGAGAAGUCGACCUUGAGUUGAUUGGAAGAUUUUCUUUGAUUUUGGAUCAAUCGACAGUGAGAAUUCCUUUCCAACCCAUGACUUUUGAGGAAUUCUUUGCGUGGAAGGAAUCGCCGGCGGCCCCGUUCACAUCGACUACAACUGUGUGCCGUCCGUCGUUUACACACAUCCUGAAGUCGCCUGGGUCGGAAAGGCCGAAGAACAGCUGAAACAGGAGGUUGAAACAUCGGAAAGACGGUUCCCCAAAUAGAAAUAUGAGGAAGAAAAAAUGACGCUUCAGAGGAUAGUGCCUUUUUGAACAACUUUUUCCGAUUUUGUACUCGAAAUUGAACAAAAGAUCGUUUUUUUAGUAAGACAAAAUUUCAAUUUUGCGCGAAGGAACAGUGUGCAAAUAGUUAAUUACCAUUUUCUAGAAAAAGCUCACUUCUAAUAUUUCGCGACUUGAUUCUAAUCAGCAGUUCUCAUCACGAAUAAUUUCCUAAGAGAAUUUUAAAAAUAAGGAGAAAAUAAUGAUUAGAAACGAGAAACGACAGUAUUUAUUGUCCAUAGAGCGGUUUUGCGCGGGAAAUCAUAUAUUUUCUCGUUCUCCUUUUCAAUCUAUUUCUUCUCAAUUUGUGAAUUUCUGUAAAAAUUUCACUUGCAUGAAGUAUAAUUUGAACCAAGCACCCUUGGAAAAGUGAUUCUCAGCUUCAAGCAGAAGCCUGAUCGUUGAUGUUCAGGGCGUCGCCUACAAGGUCGGCAAGUUCCCGUUCGUCGCCAAUUCUCGCGCCAAGACCAACAAUGAUCAGGAAGGAUUCGUUAAGGUCUUUUUUGUUUCCCUAUCGGCGUCUCGAUAUCUCUCCUGGUUUCAGAUUCUGGCUGACAAGCAGACUGAUCGGAUGCUUGGAGUUCAUAUCAUAGGACCGGUGAGUCUCGAAAUACUGAAAAAAAAACAUUUAGUUCCAAAGCCGAACCCUUAAUUUUAAAGACUGCGAACUUUCUUUUUUUGUAGUUAAUUUUUUGUGAGAGAAGUUUUCUGCAAACGAAAAAGAAGAGAAGUUCAUAAAUUUGAAUUCAGAAUGCCGGCGAAAUGAUCGCCGAGGCGACUUUGGCCUUGGAGUACGGCGCUUCGGCGGAAGACGUCGCCCGCGUUUGCCAUCCUCACCCGGUAUAUUCUUUUUUUUCACUGUUUUCUGACCUUUUUUGCUUUUUUCCGUCGUUCUUCGACCUUAUUCAGGUCGUUUUCUGGGUGUAAACUUUUUCUGCGCGAAAAACGUCAAAUAAAAAAGAAAAAAAACAAGGAACUUUAUCAGAUUUUACGAGUCAGGAAGUCCAUUUUGAGUUGAGAAUUCUGGCCUUUUUCAAGUACACGUAGAGAAAGGUGUGGGAUACUUCAGAAGAAGCUGAAAAAAGCAAAAUAAUCACUGAAUAUGGUACCUAAAAUUAUUGGAAUUCUUUUGCAGACCCUCUCAGAAGCCUUCCGAGAAGCGAAUCUCGCCGCCUACUGCGGAAAGGCUAUCAACAGCAUUUAA